Molecule: messenger RNA, 663 nt
Organism: Brassica napus (rape)
Lineage: Eukaryota; Viridiplantae; Streptophyta; Magnoliopsida; Brassicales; Brassicaceae
Exons: 3
Coding region: 1-663 (220 amino acids)
Source: RefSeq, a predicted model, not a curated record
AUGAGUACUGGAAAAUCGUUAUGGGGCAAAUGGAUCGAGGAGAACUUGUUGAGGAAGAAAAGCUUUUGGGAAGUCAAGAGUAAAACGCAAAUUGGUUCGUGGAUGUGGAGAAAGUUGUUGAAGUUAAGAGACAUUGCAAAGACAUUUUACAUGAAGGAGAUUGGUAAUGGUCGUCAUACAUUUUUUUGGUAUGACAAGUGGUCAGAUAGAGGGGCUCUGAUUGAUAUACUGGGGGAAAGAGGUAUCAUAGACAUGGGCAUUGGUCGAGAAUCCACUGUUGAGGAAGCAAGUUAUCUACUAUGGAUAGAGUUGCAAGAUGGAGCCAAUGUGCGGAUACAAUAUGUGUCCUCUAUAUGGGGAUCUCUUGUAAAAGGGAUAUUGAAAGAGACGUAUACAAACGAGUGGAAGGACAUUGUGAUUUGGAUAUCUGAUGAGAAGAUGGAAAGGAUGAGACUGUUUUGUAUCAGAUAUGCAUUUCAAAUAGCAUUGUAUACUCUUUGGAGAGAGAGAAACAAGGUUCGUCAUGAGAAGAAGCUCAUGCCAAUCGAAGUGCUGAAGAAAUUGGUAGAUAAAGGGGUGAGGAAUAAGUUAAGUCUGAUGAGAUCAAAGAAAGUAAGAUUUAUGGAGAAAGGGUUACAGUUUUGGUUUAGUACAAGAUUGUAA